Messenger RNA from Bemisia tabaci, 415 nucleotides. The record is from RefSeq and is a predicted model, not a curated record. NCBI's taxonomy places the organism in Eukaryota, Metazoa, Arthropoda, Insecta, Hemiptera, Aleyrodidae.
GAUACUUGCAAGUGUGAAGUCGGCUUCGGCGGCGCCACUUGUAAUAAGACAUGCCCAACUGGAAAAUUCGGACCCACUUGUGAAGAGGACAUGCCUGUGUACGAAUGGUGCCUGCGAUCCGGAAAAUGGUGCAUGCUACUGCACACCAGGAUUCAAGGGACCCCAUUGCGACCAGAAAUGCGCUCCCAAUCACUGGGGACAGGACUGUGUGGAACGCUGUCAGUGCAAAAAUGAUGGAGUUUGCGACCAUAUCACCGGAGAGUGUAGCUGUCCAUCAGGAUACACAGGACCCUUGUGUGAAGAAAUCUGCCCGACCGGAACCCAUGGGAACUCUUGUCAAAGGGAAUGCAGCUGUCAGAAUGGAGGGGUGUGUGAUCCUUCAGAUGGAUCCUGUAUCUGCACUCCUGGUUACACC